UAUGCCACGGCUCACUGGUGCGCGACUUCAAUUUGCGUCGUGCAGAUCCUGGAGUAGUAACUUUCUUAGUCUAAAUUUGUGCGGAAAACUUCGCCAUUCUUUUCCCUAAUGUAUCUUGGACUGCAGUCAAGUUAGAGGUGUCUGUUAGAUCGGCUCAGGUGCAGACCGCAGGGCUCAGGCUCAGGCUCCACCCCAACCAGCUCUGAGUCAGUCCGGACUGUCAGGAGGAAACGAACAGGAAGACGCUUAUACUCGUCUCCCCGCUGUCAAACAGGGGUUAAAAAGUUAACUGAACUUUUCGUAAACAUGGGAACACAACUAGGAGCACACCGUCGACCCUAGUCACCCACAACACAAACUCGUCGUCCGUGCUGCGGUCGCCGAGGCAACUCGUGGAAGUGGAAAGAUAGGAGUUAUUUUUGUUUUUGUUUCUCGUACCUAACGUUACGGUAGCCGACGAGCUAGCUCAGCUAAAGCUAACGUUAGCUCGGCUAGUGUCGCAAAUGUUUUGGGCUUAAAAUUCACUUUGUUAACACCUCGGCUUCGGUUACAAGUGCGAAAUAGAAACGCCAAGUCCGAAUUUGUGUUUUAUCGACGCAGCAGGUUGUGUUUGUACUUUUCAUCCAGAGGACUUGGGGCCGUGCUUUGAAUUUCCCUCCCUCAGUGAUACAGACGGGAGGCUUAGCGAAGGGGCUCGUUCGGAGUGGCUGUAGCUGGCUUUCCUCCAAAUCAUUAGCAACACCGUGCUCAUCGCGGCUAGUUAGUUAGCCAGCAACUAGCCUAGGCCCCAGGGGAAUUACCACGUAGGGUUUUCUAAAGUUAAAACUCUUUAACUUUGUGCCAAGAGCGACCGGAGAUUACUUCUACACGUGUUUAUCUUGACACCCAAUUCAAGGAAGCGGAUUAAUUUAUAAAUAUGGAUCAAAACCAGGGGAAUUCAGCCUCAGCUGCUGGUUCCAAGGAGAAGAAGAAAUCAAAGAAGAACUACGAGGAUGGAGAUGGCAAAAAGAAAUUUAAACUCAAACGCCUGAUUCCUGAUGAGCUGGAACGUUUCACCAGCAUGAGGAUGAAAAAGGACAAGGAGAAGCCUGGCCAAAUACCAGGCCAGCGUCACUCUUCAGCUGCCAACUAUGAGAUCAAUGCUCAGAGUGCCAUGCUGAAUGAUCACUCCGACGAAUACGUGCUGGAGCUCUUCGAGCAGAUGCUGGUGGAUAUGAACCUGAAUGAAGAAAAGCAGCAGCCUCUGAGACAGAAAGACAUCAUGAUCAAACGAGAGAUGGUCUCCCAGUACCUGCACACAUCUAAAGCUGGCCAAAACCAGAAGGAGAGCUCCAAAUCAGCCAUGAUGUACAUUCAGGAGUUGAAGUCAGACUACAGAGACACACCGCUGCUGAACUGUCUGGAAUCUCUACGAGUCUCACUCAAUAACAACCCUGUCAGCUGGGUCCAGAAUUUUGGCAACGAGGGGCUGGCUCUGCUUCUAAAUCUGCUCAAAAGACUACAGGAGGAUAAAGACGAGCUCCCAAUAAACGGAGUGAAAUGUCAACACGAGAUCAUUCGCUGUCUAAAAGCCUUUAUGAAUAACAAGUAUGGUCUUAAAUCCAUGCUGGAGUCAGACGAGGGAAUCCCUCUGCUGGUCAAAGCCAUCAACCCUCGUGUGCCUCACAUGAUGGUGGAUGCUGUCAAGCUGCUCUCUGCCAUCUCCAUUUUGGAACAUUCCGACAACCUUCAUGAGCGUGUUUUGGAGGCCAUUACAGAAGAGGCUGAGAGACGGGAAAUUGAGAGGUUUCAGCCUCUCCUUGCUGGACUGAACAAUCCCAACAUAGCGCUGAAGGGUGGCUGCAUGCAGCUGAUCAACGCCUUGAUCAGCAGGGGAGAAGAGUUGGACUUCAGAAUCCAUAUUCGCUCCGAACUGCUAAGACUGGGACUUAAAGAGCUGCUUAGGGAGGUGCGGACGAUAGAAAAUGAAGAGCUGAGGGUGCAACUCACGGUGUUUGAUGAGCAGGCUGAAGAUGACUCUGAGGACCUCAAAGCACGUCUUGAUGACAUCCGCACCGAAAUGGAUGAUGUGAAGGAAGUGUUUGAUAUCUUAGUCAACACUGUCAAGGACUCCAAGGCCGAAACCCACUUCCUGUCCCUGAUGCAACACCUGCUACUGAUCCGUACGGAUUACUGGGCCAGGCCUCAGUACUACAAGUUGAUAGAUGAGUGUAUCAGUCAGAUCAUACUUCACAGAAAUGGGGCGGAUCCUGACUUCAAGUGUCGUCACCUACAGCUGAACAUUGAAGAGUUGAUAAACAAUAUGGUGGACCAGAACAAGGUGGAAGCCAGCGAGGCCAAAGCCAGUGAGCUGGGGAAAAAGCUGGAUGCAGAGCUGACGGCACGCCACGAGUUGCAGGUGGAGAUGAAGAAACUGGAGGGUGACUACGAACAGAAGCUGCAGGACUUGAGCCAAGAAAAGGAACAGCUGGCUUCUUCCAAGCAGGAGCGAGAAAAGGAGAACGAGGGGCUACAGCAGCAGCUGAGCGGUUUGGAAAAACAGAUUGAAAAGCUGUCCAAGGAUUUGGAAGAGGCCAAAACUAAAGUUGUCACAAUUACCGUCCCUGUGCCGACACCUGGUGUACCCCCUCCACCUCCGGCACCUCCCCUACCUGGCCAAAGUGCAGGUGUACCUCCACCUCCACCUCCCCCUCCGCCCCUACCAGGCCAUGCUCACAUACCCCCACCACCUGCUCCUCCUCUACCAGGUCACUGCUGUUUGGUUCCAGGACCUCCUCCACCACCUCCCCUUCCUGGCAUGCCGGGACCCCCGCCACCCCCACCUCUCCCCGGCAUGCCAGGACCCCCGCCACCCCCACCUCUCCCUGGCAUGCCGGGACCCCCGCCACCCCCACCUCUCCCCGGCAUGGGAGGACCCCCGCCACCCCCACCUCUCCCUGGCAUGGGAGGACCCCCACCACCCCCGCCUCUCCCUGGCAUGGGAGGACCGCCGCCUCCUCCUCCGCCACCGGGGAUGGGCAUGCCACCACCUCCACCGUUCGGCAUGGGAGGCUGGGGUGCCCCUGCACCACCUUCACUACCAUUUGGGCUCCAGCCUAAAAAGGAGUACAAGCCUGAGGUCCAGCUGAAGAGGGCCAACUGGCGUAAGAUUGGACCCGAGGACCUCUCGGAGAAGAGUUUCUGGACCAGUGCAAAAGAGGACCAAUUUGAAAACAAGGAACUCUUUGCCAAGCUCACUCUGACAUUCUCCUCGCAGACCAAGUCCACUAAAGCUAAAAAGGAGCAGGAUGGUGGAGAUGAAAAACAGGUUCAGAAGAAGAAGGUGAAAGAGGUGAAGAUUCUUGAUCCCAAGUGUUCCCAGAACCUCUCCAUUUUCCUGGGGUCGUUCCGUGUCCCUUAUGAAGAGAUCAAGAAUGCCAUCCUGCAGGUCAAUGAGAAGAUCCUCACAGAGUCCAUGGUUCAGAAUCUGAUCAAACAACUCCCUGACGAAAGUCAGCUGACCGCCCUGGCAGAGAUGAAGGAUGAAUACGAUGACCUGGCUGAGUCUGAACAGUUUGGAGUAGUGAUGUCCACUGUAAAGAAACUUCAGCCACGACUUCAGGCCAUCCUCUUCAAGCUGCAGUUCGAGGAACAGCUGAACAACAUCAAGCCAGAUGUGGUGUCUGUGACGGCAGCCUGCGAGGAGCUGAGGAAGAGCGAGACCUUCUCCAAGCUGCUGCAGAUCAUCCUGCUUGUUGGAAAUUACAUGAAUUCUGGCUCCCGCAAUGGAAAUGCAUUCGGCUUCUCAAUAUCAUACCUGUGCAAGCUGCGUGACACCAAAUCAGCCGAUCUGAAGCAGACACUGCUCCACUUCCUUGCUGAUGUGUGCCAGGAGCAGUACCCCGAGGUCAUGGGCUUUGCUGAUGAGCUGAUUCACGUCGAGAAGGCCAGCAGAGUUUCUGCAGAGAUGAUUCAAAAGAACCUGGAGCUGAUGGGCCGUCAGAUCAAGAGCUUGGAGAAAGACGUGGAGACCUUCCCUCCUGCACAAAAUGACAAGGACCUGUUUGUGGAGAAGAUGUCAAGUUUUGUCAGCAUUGCUCAUGAACAGUAUGAGAAGCUGGAUCUGAUGCACAAGAACAUGGAGAAGCAAUACAGUGACCUGGGGGAAUAUUUUGUCUUCGACCCGAAGAAAAUAUCCGUAGAGGAGUUCUUUGGGGACCUGAACACCUUUAAAAACAUGUUCCAGCAAGCAGUAAAGGAGAAUCAGAGGAGGAAGGAGGCUGAAGAGAAACAAAAGAGAGCUAAGCUGGCGAGGGAAAAGGCAGAAAAGGAGAAGGAGGAGAAACUCAAGAGGAGCCAGCUCCUUGACAUCAACGCAGAGGGUGAUGAGACUGGCAUCAUGGACGGCCUGUUGGAGGCACUGCAGUCCGGUGCUGCUUUCAGGAGAAAGAGAGGACCACGCCAAGCAGCCAACCACAGACGAGCUGGUCAUGCAGUGACCAAUAUCCUGGCCAAAGAGCUGAUGCAGGAGGACGCGCCCUCAUCCAGUAAAGUGGUCAAAAAGAAAGCAAAGAUAGACGAGGAGCCAAAACUAGAAGGAGCAGAAUCUUUAGAGGAGUUGCUGGAGACCGCGGCCUCUCGGUCUAAUUAGGCUCUUAAGUCACAGAGUCCGUCAUAUCUAAACACAGAUCUUUCAUUCUUAGACAUUCCAGGGGCCAUUAUCAAUUUUAGUUUACUGAUUAAAGGCCUGUAUUUUCCGAUUCUUGUCUUAAAAGUUCUUACUGGAGACACACGUCUUUUAUGAUUUAUUGUGUCUUCUGGGAUGACGGGGAGCAGCAGAGCGUGAGGGCGGGGCUUUCAUCUCAAUCUCAACCCCUGGAUUCCCUCACCAACCUUUGGAGCUUUGCCAAUGUCUUAAAGAUUGAAUUGCUUUCAGCAUGUGCACAUAUAUGUUGUCUGUUUUUCUUCGUUUCAUUGUCACUUGAUUCACCAGUCACUCAUCAAAUCUUGAGCUAUUCCAAAGACUUGACUCAGGAGGGCAUCCAUUUAUUUUCUUUGUUGUUGAUCCCAAACUUAGACUGGGAAUGUCUGGAAUUUGGAUCAGGAAGUUUUCUCUGGAUCUUCCAGCCAAGACAACUUUACACCUUUUUUUUUAGACACAUAAAACAUAUAUCUUUGUAAUUGUUUGAUAUACUGUAUCUUACUAAAUUGUUGCUGUAUUAUUGAAAAGAAAAGUGCCAACUAGUAGAAACCCAGUCUUGUCAUUUCACUUCUAGGUCUGGUCCAAACACAGUUUACACUGGACAGGCAUGUGAACCAGUCCCUCACAUUUAUCUUUGACACUUACCACCUGGGUGUGUUUUGUUUUUGUUUUUUACUGAGAAACGAUUUUGCUCACUGGUGUGCAUGCACGAGUUAAAUUUAAUGUAAAAAAAAGAGGGAUCAUUCGCAUUAAAUUAUGUUACCACAUGUGCAGACAACAGUCAUAUGAAGAAAAUAUGCUUUUAUCCACGACCAUGAGAGCGACGAUGGGAUGAGAGGUCUCCUUCCACAGAGUCAAACCAAAAACCUUUAUGUUUAAACUGGUGUCUCCAUAUAAACCUAGGUUAAGCAGUUUACAUGCCUGUAUGUUUUCUUUUUUUCUUUUUUUUUUUUGUAUGAGAGAGUGUGUGUGAUGCCGCCUAUAUUUAGUUUUCUGUGCACAAUCAUCCUCCUGUGUGCAUGUAGGUUUGAGUGUGUAUGGGUACUGUCAUCUGUAAUUACUGUACGGUACAGACCAUACUGUCACAAAUGUUAGGUUUCUUCAACAGCUUUGUGGCUUUUCUGCUGAGGAUAUAGCACACUGGAAAGCUGCCCAAAAACUGCUGAGACAAGUAUGUGUGUUUCAGUGUCUUUCCCUCCCACUGAACUGCAACGGUAGCUUCUGAAUGUCUGGCCUUGCUUCCAUUUGCAUUCUGUAGCCAUCAGCAUGCAAGUUGCCAUGAUGCUGUGGCGUUCAUGAUGUAUCUGACAGGAAUCCUGCCUGCAAGGUGAUGUCAGCUGCUCCACAAAAUAUUUAUUCCUAUGCAAACUCAUCACUGUAGCGUGUACACCUUGAUAUUGAGUCAGUCUCAGGAUGUAAAAAAAAAAAAAUGCUCAGUGGACGUUAUCAACCUGCUGGGUAAAGAUCAGUGCUUCAGUGACUGAGAAAUAUCCUCCAAAGCGUCUGCAUUUUAAUCGCUGCCUUCAGCACUGAUACGGUGUCUUCCAGAAACAUGAAUGUUCUAGGCAUAAAUGGCACUUAAAUACCAUAAACUGCAAUAAGGGUUAGCACAGGAGCUGUAGGAUCUCGUGCUCCAUUUUUUAAUCUUGUAACACUGAGAACGGUUAGGUGCAACGCCCUAUAAAACCACUUGCACAAAAAUUUGCUGUAGCUGUAUUUAAAACCAUAGAGACGGUUGCCGUUUUAUUCCUGCUAUCUUCUGCUCAUUUCUUCAGCUGGACAAGCGCCAUGUGAUUGUGUGUACCAGAUACUGGAAAGUAACUGCUAAAGGAGAGGAAGCUUGCUGAUGAAAAAAGAUAUCAAAAACAUCACUGGAAUAUUUGUCCUAAUUUGAGUUCUUCUGUUAAUUCAUUGUUUUGUUUUGUUUUUCCCCCUUUUUUUAAACAGAUAAUUUUGUAUGUGAUUUUUUUUUUAUGAUUAUUUUAAUGUAUUUCAGUGGAGGCAAGAUUUCUCUUUUGUUUUGUUGUUUGUUUGUUUUUCUCCCAGAGAUUGCUUCAUGGCUACCGAGUAAUGCAUGCGGUCAAUCUGUUUGUUACACCGAACUAUUAAAAAUGUCUUAAGUAAUUUA
Mugil cephalus (flathead mullet) is the source of this 6809-nucleotide messenger RNA. It is a transcript of the gene diaph1, whose product is annotated as protein diaphanous homolog 1. The record is from RefSeq and is a predicted model, not a curated record. Bases 917 to 4630 code for a protein of 1237 amino acids. Gene Ontology annotation, biological process: actin filament polymerization; actin cytoskeleton organization. Gene Ontology annotation, molecular function: actin binding; small GTPase binding; microtubule binding. Gene Ontology annotation, cellular component: actin filament; cytoplasm. NCBI's taxonomy places the organism in Eukaryota, Metazoa, Chordata, Actinopteri, Mugiliformes, Mugilidae. The transcript has 28 exons.